AACGAGGCUGAGGACUUCCCCGGUUUCCUUUCACUUUUCGAAGGAGGCGUCGUGUCAGUUUAUUAUCAGUGGGAAUGCAGAUUUCAAUUACGUGCAUGUCUCCACAUAAGUCUAAUCACCAUUGCGCCUACAUUCGCAGACACCGUUGAACCCCAGUAGACACAAUGGGUGGUAGAAACAGCAAGUCCUAUUCUACCAGGGAAAAGGGAUCCAAAAAGGCUGCAGUCGAGCCCAAAAAAGGUAAAGCAGACAAGUCCGAGUAUGUCGAGGGUGUCGUCUGCAAGGCGAACGAAAUCUCCGACAAUGAGAUGAAGAUGCUUCCCCUGGGCGACGAGGGUGGGAAGAUCCUCCUCAUAAAGCAGAAGGGCGAACUCCACGCAAUAGGCACGAAAUGCACCCACUACGGUGCCCUCCUGCACACUGGAGCCCUCGGGGAGGGGAGAGUGAGGUGCCCCUGGCACGGAGCCUGCUUCAACAUCAAGACAGGCGACAUAGAGGACUACCCUGGCCUGGACUCCCUCCCCUGCUACAAGGUCACCGUGACCAACGGUGACGUUAAGGUCCAGGCACGACGAAAGGACCUAGAUGCCAACAGACGAAUCAAGGAAUUCACUUGCAAACUCGAUAAUCAGAGAACUGUUGUCAUCGUCGGGGGUGGACCGGCCGCCGCCACUUGCGCCGAGACACUUCGUCACGAGGGCUUCCCAGGUCGUGUGAUCAUGGUCUGCAAGGAGCCAGUCCUACCCUAUGACAGGAUAAAAGUCUCCAAGACCAUGGAUUUCGACAUUGAGAAGUCACUUUUGAGAUCCCAAAGUUUCUACGACGAAAGAAGGAUCGAGACAAAGUUGUCUACCGAAGCUGUGAGCCUCGAUGCAGCUGAAAAAACGAUAAAACUGAGUGAUGGGGAGAGCCUUAGGUACGAUUACGCUUUCAUAGCAACUGGUAGCAAGCCCAGAAGACCCAGCAUCCCCGGUUCAGACCUGAGGAAUAUUUUCGUGCUGAGAAAUCACGCAGAUGCAGCAGAAACAUUCAAACAAUUGUCUUCUGAGAAGAAUCUCGUUGUUCUUGGUCAGAGCUUCAUCGGUAUGGAGGCUGCUGCCUACUGCUCCAAUAAAGUUGCCUCAGUGACGGUUGUGGGGAGGGACAAAACCCCUCUCAAAGCUGUCUUCGGGGAAGAUAUCGGCAACAAGGUGAGGGAGGAGUUCGAGGGCAAGGGGAUCAAGUUCAUGUUCGAGACGAACAUUGAGAGGUUCAUUGGGAGAGAGGACGGGAGUCUCAGUCAGGUUGAACUGACCAGUGGGGAGGUGCUCCCAGCUGAUAUUGUCAUUGCUGGAAUUGGAUCGACGUUGUACACCGACUGGAUGAAGGAAUCCGCCGUGGAGAUGAGGGGGGAUGGGUCUGUCGUAGUGGAUAACCAUCUCAAGACGAGUGUCGAGGGGAUUUAUGCAGGGGGAGAUAUCGCUUAUGCCCCUGUCUUUGCCUCCAACGAUGAGCCAGCUGGGAUUGGACACUUUUCACUGGCACAUUACCAUGGGAGGAUUGCUGCUCUCAAUAUUUGUGGGAAGGAUACCAUACUCAGGGCUGUUCCUUAUUUCUGGACUACUUUGUUUGGGAAGAGCUAUCGAUAUGCAGGUCAUGGAGCUGCGAGUAGCAUAAAAAUCCAUGGGUCCCUCGAGACCUCAAAAUUCUUCGCUUAUCACUACAAAAAUGGCCAAGUCAUCGCUAUGAGCAGCGUCGGAAUGGAUCCAAUAGUAUCAGACUUUGCUGAAUACAUUCACGAGGGAAAAACCCUGACUCAAGAGGAAGUGGAGGCGGAUCCCAUUGGUUGGAUGAAGAACAAGCCUCUGGAUGCCUUGAAAACCUUCUUCCCCGAGAAGUUCGUCUCGUCGAUGGGGUGCUGUGAGAGUCAACAAAAACGGGCCUAUCAUACUUUAACCAUAAGUCAACGUAAUAUUAACAACUGUCGACUGAGUAAUUACACGAUGAAUAUGGCCAGACUAUUGUUCAAAUGUUUCCGGAGACUCGUCCGUCCUUAAUUAUUGAUAUAUGGAGGGAAUUUAUUAUUUUAAACAAGUGGUCAAACGUUAUAUGAGUGGAAUGAUAGAUUUUUCUAAUCGUUACAGUUUCUCGCGGACGAAAUUUCUCCUGAAAAAAGACUCCAGUGCAUUUCACGAAAUAUUAUCGAAUAUGAAAUACAAAAAUUUAAAAAAACUAACGCAGAUAAAUUCAAAACAUCUCAAUGUUAACUAACAACAAUAUUACACUCGCCUUUAGCCUCAACCAAUACAUUAAUUAACGAACAAAAAAUACACAAAAAAUAAGUGGAAAAGCAACCGAAAAGUUCGCAUUGUGAUUAAGCGUAAUAUAACAAAAUGAUCAACAAAUCGAACUGUAUAAAGAGGAAUAAAUGCACGCAAUAGUAAAUCGA
Molecule: messenger RNA, 2428 nt
Organism: Diachasma alloeum
Lineage: Eukaryota; Metazoa; Arthropoda; Insecta; Hymenoptera; Braconidae
Product: apoptosis-inducing factor 3
Exons: 5
Coding region: 165-2036 (623 amino acids)
Cellular component (GO): cytoplasm
Molecular function (GO): oxidoreductase activity, acting on NAD(P)H; 2 iron, 2 sulfur cluster binding; flavin adenine dinucleotide binding
Source: RefSeq, a predicted model, not a curated record